AUGAACGCCGCUCGUCGCGCUUUGAGCGCGUCUCUUCGAGGCGCGCAACGGACGUCAAUGAGAUCAUUCGGCGCGGGUCCACCGGGAGGAUACUUUGCCGAAGGCGUGCAGACUGGCCGCAACGGAUAUCUCUUCGGUGAGACGCCUCCAGCCCCGGGACAGCGCAGAAUUUGGGAAGACUGGGAAGCACCGUGGUACACCGCGAUGGCGCUCGCGACUGGUAUCCUUACCUUUGGCCUGGCAGCGAAGCCGGAUACCAGAAUGACGUCAUGGGCGAAGGAAGAGGCGGCCCGGCGCAUCGCAGCUGAGAAGUAG
Ostreococcus tauri is the source of this 315-nucleotide messenger RNA. Its product is annotated as NADH:ubiquinone oxidoreductase, ESSS subunit. NCBI's taxonomy places the organism in Eukaryota, Viridiplantae, Chlorophyta, Mamiellophyceae, Mamiellales, Bathycoccaceae. The transcript has a single exon. The record is from RefSeq and is a predicted model, not a curated record. The coding region runs from base 1 to 315 and encodes 104 amino acids.